AUGCUUCCACCGGAAGCGGUCAUUGAAGAUCUGAUGAUGCAAGCCAGGAAGAUUAAGUACGACGUCAUCGGACUGACCGAGACGAGACAACGCCCCCCUCUCAACGCCGUAUAUGGAACUGGAGAAGAACUGUUCACAGGAAGGAACAGUAGAGGAGCUGGUGGAGUUUGCGUUCUCGGCAACACGAGUAUGGAGAAGAACAUCGACACUUUCGAACAACUAACGAUCCGAAUCGGACGUCUGCGGAUAAGAAGACAUAGUGCAACGUCAGCUUUGACUAUCUUUGUCUUCAGUCCUCUCUACGCUGGAAGUGGGAGUCACUCGGUGGAGGGCACCGUAAUGAAAUUGACCACGUCAUCGUCAGUAAAAGGUUUUGCUUGA
This is a messenger RNA of Necator americanus (New World hookworm), 381 nucleotides long. RefSeq lists its product as uncharacterized. The transcript has a single exon. The record is from RefSeq and is a predicted model, not a curated record. Lineage: Eukaryota; Metazoa; Nematoda; Chromadorea; Rhabditida; Ancylostomatidae. The coding region runs from base 1 to 381 and encodes 126 amino acids.